UUGUUUGAUAUUAUCGAAAUGUCCAUGCCCAGAAAAUUUGAUAAUCCUGAGAAUUAUUUUGAGUCAGUAGUCGACUUUUUAAGUUCCUACUCUUGGGUUUAUCGCAGGGCUAACACAGAAUGUCUUGUUUCAAUAGACUCAAUGCCACAGGAUUUCAAAAACUAUUUUCUUGCAGUAUCAAACGAAAUGCUUAAUGAAUUUCCAUUUUUUCACGAGAAUUUUGACGCGUUUCCCGCAUCAUUAUUAAUUUUUCGGAAAGAACUAGCUCGUUUAACACCAGAAGAAACGUUCGAAAACAUCUUUUUGGAAGCAACGGGUCGACAACCCAUCAGUAAACUAAGGAUACCGAAAAAAAAACAACAUGAAAUUAAACACUUUGCCACUCACAUUAACGCUAAUUGCCUAGAAGCGCAAAUUGUGGUUGACUUGGGCUCAGGAUUGGGCUACCUAAGUCAAGCAUUAUACGAACUGAAUAAAAAUUACUUAAUACUUGGAUUGGAAGCAGAUAAAACACGUGUGGAGACGGCACGAAACCGGUGCCGUCAGUGCUUACCACCGGCAGCCACAAAGUCAAUUAGCUACGAGCAAAAAUUUGUUGACGCUAACUCAGGGGUUUAUAUUGACAAACACUCAUUAGAACUAGCGAAAAAUAACGGAUGCUUGGAGGUGAAAAAUAUGUCAAUAAUAGGCUUGCAUGCUUGUGCAGAUUUAAGUAUUAACGCAAUGCGAUUAUUUUUGAAAAUGGAUCGUGUGAAAAGUAUUCACAUUAUUCCCUGCUGCUACCACAAAUUAGCUUUGCAAUUUGAUUGCGGGGGAACUGAUAACACCGAUCAGAACAAUUUCGUGAAUUUUCCGCUUAGCAUUGCCCUGCGCAAGGCGGUGAAUGCAUGUAAACGAGAAUUAUAUCUUAAUCGUCCGUUUCUUAGACUAGCGUGCCAGCAAACUCGAGCUCGCUGGCGGCGAACAAGCUGUGAAGAACAUGCUGAGCACGGAUGUCGGAUGUACAUGCGUGCACUGGCGGAUUCCGUUCGAUACUCAAACGAAUUGGUAAAACCAAGAAAGCGUUCCCUUCCGGAUCAUGAAAAUCAUUCUUCUUUUUGGGAGCUUGUAAAAAGAUUUCAGUUGUUCUCAAAGAACACAGGCACACCGAUGGAAUGGCAACCAAUACACAGAGAGCGCUUUCAAGAAAUAAGCGAAAAAUACACAGACAGACAAGGUCCCCGUCUAGCUGAGGGUUUGCAAUGCAUGCAGACCGCCAUGCAGAAGCUCUGUGAGAACGUGAUAUUAUUUGACCGAUUGUGUUAUCUUCAGGAAGCUGCUGCCGAACACAAAGUGCAUGUAAGGGUGCGAUAUGAACAAUUGCUUGAUGAAAAGGUAUCGCCUCGAUGCCAUGUUCUUGUUGCCGAAAAGUUGUCCUAAUGCGGGCAAAAACUUCUGGCAGUCAGUGUGCCAUUUUGGUGGCCGUACGUCAGAUUUUCACAUGGCUUUGUUGCCUGCGCCCAGCAUUAAUACAAUUAACUGGCACUCUGUUUUAUGUUUACAUUUUUAUUUUAAGCAAGGAUGUAGGAGGAUGGCCCUUAUAUAAAAAGAGCACUGUCUGUUGUCAUCAAUUAAAAUCUAUACGAGCUUCGCAA
Drosophila guanche is the source of this 1634-nucleotide messenger RNA. Its product is annotated as protein RRNAD1-like. Lineage: Eukaryota; Metazoa; Arthropoda; Insecta; Diptera; Drosophilidae. Gene Ontology annotation, molecular function: rRNA (adenine-N6,N6-)-dimethyltransferase activity. The transcript is spliced from 3 exons. Bases 19 to 1419 code for a protein of 466 amino acids. Gene Ontology annotation, biological process: rRNA modification. The record is from RefSeq and is a predicted model, not a curated record.